Messenger RNA from Ustilaginoidea virens, 207 nucleotides. RefSeq lists its product as uncharacterized. The transcript is spliced from 3 exons. The record is from RefSeq and is a predicted model, not a curated record. Lineage: Eukaryota; Fungi; Ascomycota; Sordariomycetes; Hypocreales; Clavicipitaceae. Bases 1 to 207 code for a protein of 68 amino acids.
AUGAGCGAGCCGAGACAGAACGCCCCCCCCACCAACACUUCUAGUCCUCGCCGCCGAAGCUCCGGCUGGAUGCCGGCUUUCGAGUCGCUAACACAGCACAAGGGCAACCAAGAUGCUAUCCGCCGUCAGAGCAUAUCAGAUCAGCAGGCCAAAGGUGGUAUUUUCAGCCAGUUUUUCCAUAACAACUUUGGCCGAAACUCAAAGUAA